CAUUGGAUUAAUGUAUGAUGUUGGAUGUGUUCUCGAUCGAUCAAUUGCCAAGUACAAUCUCAUUCCCGAAAUCACUCCUAGAUUGAGCAUUGCUGUUUCAGUCUUCCAUGCCUAUGCACAUCAAUUCUGUUGUCAAAUUGCAUUUCACCCCUGGAAAUGAAAUGGGUUCAGAAAGUUAAACGGGGAAGGAAAUGAGCGGCUAUGGUCCUUAAUUGUUGAUACAAUAGCGCCUGAACGCAUAAUGAGUCCAGCUAAACGAAUCACAACUAUUGACCACAAAAUCAAGAAGAUUGCGAUCUGUGGCCAAGACCGUCUUGCUUCAUUGGCGAGGUCCAAACUGGCCGCCAUUCUCCGUGAGGAGUGGGAAGAGCAAAAGACUUUGCAGCUCUCUGUUCGAACUUACAAUGACCAAGCUGGAAUGAAAAAGUUUGCAAGACUUCUCGAAGCCGAAUGGUCAGCACAAGCACAUUCGGAAGCAUUGGAUGCUGUAAAGAAGGAGUUGGACCGAAUCAGCUUGGCGCGAACACUGUCCCACAGCCCUAUCAAUCUUGACAAACAUUUCCAAGCCGCUCAGCAUGUACGGUUGUUGCACAAUGAAUCUCAACAACGCCUACGAGAUCUGACAGCUCAAAUUGGCCUGUCCGAUUUGAAACCUCUCCGAAAUCCGUCUAGCACAGAAAGGGACUAUAUGGAGAAGUACAUCCUGGCCCAAUUCCACAAACAUGCCAUCCUUAUCCGCUUAGCCAAGUACCAGGACAAGAUGAACCCUAUUCAAAGCUCGCAACAGUGUGGAGGACAACUCGUUACAAAAGUUGGCUACUCGAAGAUGGUCUCAGUGUUCAAUAGCGCAAAAGACCGUGCCCAUCGUUCCGAUAGGCCCUCCUGGCUCCCGGAUUCUUUGAAGCACACCAAAAUGGACGUCAAAAUACUGCUUAACAUGGAUCCCAGUGAUGAGCAGUGGACAAACAUGUGGGAGAGCCUGUGGGUUUCCAACUGGAACCUGGAUGAGAAACCACCUGCCUUUAUCGUCAAUCAGCAGGUUUGCCAUGGCAUAGUAGCAGUGCUGUCGCUUGCUCGUAUUGAGGAAGAAAAGCUUAGGCUCGCUCGAGAGGAACUCAACGCGUGCACCUGGAUCGUCCAGUCGGUAGACUCCAUGAUUCAGACCACAGACGAUAUUCAUCCUCUUUAUAAAUAUCAAUGGCAACUACGCCUCAAGUUGUUACUCAAGUGCCAUGAUACAAUCGUGAACGGACCAUUUCCUUGCAUCAAUCUGUGGCGUGCAUCGACACACUACCUGCUUGCAAACCUAGAACAUUCAGACCCCCAGGCCAGGUCUGAAGGUGAGUAUCGGAGUGGAUGGGAGAAGGGUAGGAGAGUGACAGAAGGGUGGAGGUGUUGUGAGGAGGAAGAGGAGGAGUGGGAGGAGUAG
Messenger RNA from Cantharellus anzutake, 1429 nucleotides. RefSeq lists its product as uncharacterized. The transcript has 8 exons. Bases 242 to 1429 code for a protein of 395 amino acids. The record is from RefSeq and is a predicted model, not a curated record. NCBI's taxonomy places the organism in Eukaryota, Fungi, Basidiomycota, Agaricomycetes, Cantharellales, Hydnaceae.